Messenger RNA from Aethina tumida (small hive beetle), 524 nucleotides. Its product is annotated as odorant receptor 94a-like. Gene Ontology annotation, molecular function: odorant binding; olfactory receptor activity. The record is from RefSeq and is a predicted model, not a curated record. Gene Ontology annotation, cellular component: plasma membrane. The transcript is spliced from 5 exons. The coding region runs from base 15 to 455 and encodes 146 amino acids. Gene Ontology annotation, biological process: sensory perception of smell; detection of chemical stimulus involved in sensory perception of smell. NCBI's taxonomy places the organism in Eukaryota, Metazoa, Arthropoda, Insecta, Coleoptera, Nitidulidae.
GUAUCGAACAUCACAUGAAAAUAAUCAGCUUCGUAUCCAGCAUUGAGAAAGUGUUUACUCAGAUUUUUCUCGUUCAAUAUUUAACAAGCAUAAUAGUGAUAUGUAAUAUCGGAUUCCAGCUGGUCCAUGUGCACAUUCAAAGUAUUCAAUUUGUCAACAUGUGCUUUUAUUUCAUGGCGAUGAUAGUCCAGCUAAGCAUUUACUGUUGGAACGGAAAUGAAAUCAUUUUAAAAAGUACCGCUACCAGGGAUGCCUGCUACAAUUCAAAUUGGAUCAAAUGUGGAUCCAGUAUAAGAAAAAUGCUUUUUAUAAUAUCUGAAAGGAGCAAGAGACCUUUGUACUUAUCCGCCGGUAAAUUUUCCAAACUCUCUCUGGCAACGUUCACUUCUGUUAUAAACUCCUCAUAUUCGUAUUUCACUCUCAUGCAAAGAAUGGAUUCAAAAAACAAACAUUAGCAUAUAUGCUCUUUGUUAGAAUUUACAUUUUAUAGUUUUUAAUGUUUGGUCUGCUACGUCAUCACUGUA